AUGAAGGGCAAGUCCACUGUGCAAGAUAAUACACUGUCAUGCUACGAACUUGGCCGGGUUCAGGACGACAAUGGCGGCUUCGAGUUCAUCGGCAAUGCCUUCAAAAUCACAGGAGCGGUUGGUGACAUAGAUGAUCUGAAGAAGGUGUUUUCCAUCAGCUCUGAGCUGCUAUCAGAGACCACAGUAAAAGCGGAGAAGGAUGGGGACUCCAUGGGAUUAGAGGCGCAUCCACGUGCGAGCGGACAAGAAAGUCCACGUACGGGGGACCUGAGUGAGUUCCAUCCGCGGCUGAAAGCAGGGACGAAGAUCGAGGCUGUUGAGGUGUGGUACGAAGAUAAGGAGUACGAAAAGGCCGAGAAAGCCACGGCCUUCAAUUGGUGGAACGUGAACCCCAUUUUCUGCUUGCGGCACAAGUACGGCCUCCUUGAGGAGAAAGUGCCUGAAAGGAGGACGACCCUGUGGCGCGCCGGCAAGAGCCAUUUGCAGCUGGGAGCCCCCGGCUCGCGAACUGUGGACCGCGGCGGCCGCUACACUGGACCCGACCGCGCCGCAACCGCCUCCGAAAAACGGGACCUGGCGGCGCGACAGAUCCAACGAGCCCUGCGGCGCCGGGAGCAGGCGAAAACAGGCCGAUGCAUCAGCGUGGUGGCUCUGUCCGGCGAGGUGAUCUAUGAAGCGGAGCUGAGAGAGGACCUCAGCAUUUACCAGUUGAAGGGUGAGAUCGCCAAUGCGAAAGGGCUCCGGCGGGGGCAGGUGCAGCUGAGCACGGAUCGAAAGCUGGAGGAACAUGUGAAGCUGAAGGAUGUGCCCGAGGAGGACCACAGAAACCUGAAACCUCGUCCACUGGUGUUGACGUUCACCCGGGUCCAGGACGUUUCGGAGAUUCAAUCCAACGCGACGCGCAGGAUCGCGGGGGCCUGGUUCCGGCACCGCAGGGGCUGA
Messenger RNA from Durusdinium trenchii, 942 nucleotides. The record is from the annotation of a GenBank genome assembly. Lineage: Eukaryota; Dinophyceae; Suessiales; Symbiodiniaceae.